Molecule: messenger RNA, 6633 nt
Organism: Tetrahymena thermophila SB210
Lineage: Eukaryota; Ciliophora; Oligohymenophorea; Hymenostomatida; Tetrahymenidae
Product: WD domain, G-beta repeat protein
Exons: 3
Molecular function (GO): protein binding
Source: RefSeq, a predicted model, not a curated record
AAUUUCUGAAUCAAUCUUUUUUUAAAUUGAUUAUUUGAUUGGUAUCUUUAAGUAAUUAAAAAAUUAAAAAAUAAAUAAAUAAAAAAGAAUCUUAUAAGAAUAAAGAAAAAAUGAAAUUAAUUUAAUAAAGUUUAGACAGUUAGAUUAAUAAUUUAAUGUAAGAAAUGUAUUAUCAAAUUUAAUUUGAUAAAAAUUAGUAAUCCUCCAUAAUAUCUUAAUGCUAAAGAUAGAACUUAUUGAAUUCAAUCAACAAAAAAGAAAUAUCAAGAUCGAUAAGAUUAUUUAAUAGUAAUACAGAGUCUUCUAGAAAAGGUUUUAAACUUUUGGGAGGUGGUGGUUGUUGCAGCAAAAAUAAUGAGCCUUAAUUUGGAAAUAUAGGCAUAAAUUUUGAGGAAGUAAAAGAGAAUAAAAAAUAAAAUGAAAUAGAUCCUAAAUUCAACAAGUUUUAUAAAAGUUAAGUAGAAAACUUAUCACAUAUUUAAUCUAUAGUUGAAAAGAAUGAACAAGUCUCUGAGAUCAUCAAGGUUUGUGAAAGUGGUCUUAUUAGAUCAAAAGAUCUAUUUACUAUUAAUGUUCACAUGUACAGGGCAAGUGCUAUUUAAAUCUUUAACCUGUGUUUAUAGUAUAUUAUUACAGGAGCUUAGAGCAUAGAUAAAGAUGACUAAAAUCUAAUAUUCAAAAAAUUAGACGCGUUUAUUCAGCAUGUUAAAUAAAACGUUGAAUUAUUUCCAUGCUAAGAUUUAGAAUUCAUUUACUAAUUCUUAAUGGAUAUUAAUCAAGAAGAUUUUGAUUAUAGCAAUGAAAGUCAAAAGCAACUUUAAAUUGUGUCAUAGUUUGUCACAAUUAAUAUUUAAAAAAGAGGCAAACUGACUUUUCCAUUGUUAGUGAAUGAUUCAUCCCAAAUAAAUAAUAAUUAAGGAUAGGAUUUAAUUCAAUUUUUACAAGAUAUAGCUUUUAAGUAGUCAGAUAGCUUAGAGAAUAUUUGGUAAAUUGUUGAUAGGGCUCAUUAGAAGGUAAAAUCAUUUACUAAAGACGCAAUUGUUAGAUAAAUAGUAGCUAUUUGGGCUUUAAAAGUUAGUAAAUUAGGACAAAAUAGCACUGACAGUCAGGAUCUCUUAUUUUUCAUUAACCAAUUUAUUGAAUUGUCUAUGAAUGGUAAAUCAAGCUACUUAGUUCUCUAUAUUCUAACUCAGGUCAAUUAUAUUUUAGAGAAAAAUAUUUAAAAUGCUUAAUUUACUAAAGAUUUAAUCUAAUAUUUUCUAGUUGACUAAAAAUUUAGCUAUUUCAUUCAAUUGCUUAAACAGGAGUCUGAUAAAAAAUAAACAGCUACUGAAAGUUUCCUUCUCUUUUUCAAAUUUACUGUGACAGAUAUAACUUACAGAUUCCUUUCUAAUUAAAUCUUGUUGAACAUCUACAAUUCUGUUAUCUAAGAGCUGCUCAAUUAAAAUGAUUAGCUACUUAUCCAUCUAAUAUAUUCCUAUGCAACUGAAAAAAAUGAAAGGGUGAAACUUUUAUUUUAGGCUAACAAAAAAUUCGUCAAUUAUGUUAAGAAGAUGACUUCCUCAGAUACAAAAAACAUAGCAGAAAUAGUCAUGAGUUAUUAAAAGAAGAGAAAAGAGGAAUUUUAAAAAAAUAAAUUAUCUAAAUAAGAAAUAGAAUAAAUAGAAGACAAUAUCAAAGAUGAGAGUGAUUUUAUUGAAAAAAUCACACUUAAAUUGAUAGAAAAGUGGGAAUUAGAAGCAAGGCAAAGACUAGAAAAGAACAUAUCUCAAAAAGAUGAUAUAUUGCUAGAGGUUUAAGAUCUUUAUAUUGAUUAGAAUAUUGAAUAUCUAACAGGAAAUGACAUAUUUAAUGAAAAAGAUAAAAAAGUAGAAUUUUCUUUAGAUAAGGAUAAUAAGCAAAACAAAUUGAAUGCUGUAGAUCUUAUAAUGAAGUACUUUUUGCUUCCAAAUUAAUUAGAAGCUUAAAACUAAAACAAUCCUUAAACUUAAGCAAAUAAGUGCAAAAUUAUAGGUAUUUUAGCAGAAGGAGGUACUGGAAAGUCUAUGCUUUUUAAAAGAGUAGAAACCCUCCUCAUGAAAGAUAAAAACUAAAAUUUCUAUACAUCUAAUGAAAAGUUGAAUUACAUAACACUGUUAGUUAAGUGCAAUAACCUAGACUCAAAAAAUCCUUCUUUAGAUGACUAUUUGAUCAGUUAAGGUUUAGAUCAGAAUUAGAUAAAAUAAUUGAAGAAAAUGCAAAGAAAUAAGCUUAUUUUGUUAGACGGUUAUGAUGAAUAUACAGGAAAUUAUUUUAAGGUGUAUUAAAAGCUUGGCUUGUAAGACUGGACGAAUACUCUUGUAAUUGUUUCAUCAAGAAUCGAAAAGUUUUCACAGUCAGAUGCAGUUGCUUACUUUAGCAUUGAAGACCAAUAUGGAUCUAGGGAUAAUAACUCCUAUUGUAUUGCAAAACUUAAAGAAUUUGAAAGAAAGGAUAUUGAUGAGUACUGCAAAAAGUUUUAUUAGAAACAAAGCAAUUUAAAUUAAUAAAUUGAGCUUAAAGAAGGAUAGUUUUUAAAUAUGAUGAAAUCAUGUUUAAAUAGUUAGCAACUAGAAAAUUUACUCCUUCUACCAAUAAAUUUGUAUUUGUUUACGAGAAUGGUCAUUAACAAACAAGAAUAGGAAUUAGAAGAUCUAAUCAAGGAUAUUUAAGAUUAAAUUUAAAUCUAAGAUAUUUUCUUUGCUGAAUAAUUUAACAGAGAAUCUCUUGAUUUUAUGGUUUAAAUAAAUGAGAAUUUAUCUAAUAAAUAGUUAAAAGAAUAAAUCAAUUCGUCUUAUUUUUAAUAUUUCUAAACAUUGGCUUUGUAAAUGUUCUUAAAUAAGAGUUUUAAAUCAAACUUUUUACAAUUGAAUAGAGAAGAGGUAGUGUUUGAACUAAAUGAUUAGAUUAAAAAAAUGCUAAAAAAAGAAGAUUAGCAGAAAUUAAAGGAUAAAAUAUAGAAUUAUGUGAAUACUAAAAUAAUUACUAAAGUCAAAGACUUAUAGGAGGAAUAAGAAGAAGAGUAAUAAGCCUUUAGCUAAAAAAUCCUUGAAUUUAAGCAUAAAUCUCUUUUUGAAUAUUUUGUUGCCAAAGCUUUUAAAUAUGAUUUUGAUGUGCACAAAGAAGAUAUUCAUAAAAUGAGUUUAUAGGAGUUAUCUAAAUUUAAAAUAAAUUAAAAAAUUAUUAUGAACCCAGGAAUAAACUAAUCUGAGCAGCAGAUACUAGUAAAGCUUUAUAAAUUGUUAAAAAAAGAUAUUGACUCUGACUAUUUUAGAACAAGCUAUCAAUCAGAGGAUAUUUCAUAAAAUAAUAGAUACAUUUAAUAUCUUAGAAAAUCAAGCAUAUCUAAACCUUCAGAUGUGAGCUAAAUAGAUAUCGGAGCUUCAAACCUUCUCUCAGCUUUGUUUGUAAGUAAAUACGCUUAUGAAGGUCUCAAGUUAACCAAGUGCUCCUUUUCUUAAGCCUACAUUCCAUAUCAUAAAAGUGAUGAUAUAGUUUUCGACUCAUGUAAUUUCAACAAUGCCUAUUUAGAAUCAUAAAAUUUAGGCAGUUUCGAAACAUGCUUCAUGAAUAACUCAAUGUUUUAAUCAUUUAAAAAAGAAUUCGAUCUUGGGGAUAUGUACUUAUCUAAUGGGGUUGAAUUCUAUUAAAAUAGUUUAAUUUCUAUUUCAAGAAGUGGAUUUAUCAAUAGUUUUUCAAUUGAAAAUAGUGAAAUUUUAUAAUAAAAAAGAAUCUCAUGUUUACCUUUAUAGAAAAUUUUGCUAUAAAAAGAUAAAUUAAUUGCAGCAAGCUAAACUUGUUUAUUUGAAAUAAAUCCAGUUAAUUUGGAAGUAUUUAAUUCAACUGGCUUUAUUGAUAAAAUAGAAAGAUUACAAGCUUAAGAAAAUUUAUGUUUAGUCACCCUAUCAAAUGAAGAGAAUUUCAUAGGAAAUUUUUAAACAGGAUUUAAGCAAUUAGAUUUACAAGGAAAGAAUCCUAUUUUUUCAAAGAAUUAAAUAAUCACCAAUAAUUAAAAUUAAUUAUUUAUUUAUGACCUCUAAAAUUAUUAAUUGCAAAAAUAAAUUAAUAUUGACAGUUUUGAAAAAGCUAUUUCAAGUAUGGAUGGAAAGACGCUAAUUCUAAUCUAAGAUAAAACAUUCCAAGUUUGGAAGUCCGAAGCAGGUGAUUUAAAAUUAAUUAGAAAUGUGGAAGGACAUACUUAAAAAAUUCUUUCUUUUGAAUUCUCCUAAAACAGCAAAUUCUUUGUUUCUUGCUCAUCAGCUGAAUAUAUAAUAUGGGAUAUAUCUAAGGACUUUGAAAUAAUCAAGUAAAAAGAAUAAAAAGGUAUCUAAAAUGUUAAAUUCUCAUCCGACAACAAGUAUUUAGCAAUUUCAUUAGCUUUAAAGCAGAUAAUAAUGAGUAUUGAAAAUAAUUUUAGUGAAUUGAACAAUAUAAAAGGUCAUGAAGGUAUAAUUCCUAUUCUUAAUUUUUCUCAUAAUGAUAAAUAUUUAGCUACUUGCUCAUCUGAUAAAACUUUUAAAAUCUGGGAUACCUCAUAAAAUUACAAAUUAAUUAAAUCAAUUUAAGGACAUUAAUAACCUAUAAAGUCAAUAAUUUUUUCUCCCAACGAUAAACUACUGGUUACAAUUGAUGAUAAUACAUGUAAAAUCUGGAACUUUGAAAAAGAAAUGUAACUUAUACAAGAAUAAGUUUUUGAAGAUAAUAUUGACUCAGUUGCAUUCUCUCCAGAUGGAGCUUUAUUAGUGAUAGCCACUAUAGGAAUUUAUGAAUUAAACUGCAACAUUUAUAAAACAGAAAAACUCGAUCUGUUACAUAAAAAGCUCACAUAGGAAUGCGAUUAAGAAGAUGCUAGUGUUGACCAUCUAAAGGUAGCCUUUUCUUAUGACGGAAGAUACUUAGCUGCUUCAUCUGCUUACUCACCAUGUGCAGUUUUUGAUGUUAAAAAUGAUUUUUAGAUUUUAGAUGGAAUUCAAAUUGAUGGAGGGAAUGCUUCAUCAUUAGCUUUUUCACCUGAUGGAAAAUAUUUAGCUGUAGGUCAAGGAGAAGAAGAUUGUUUAAUUUUGAAAGUUUAAUAAAAUUUCGAAUUGCUAAAAAUUGUACAAAAUUCUAAUGCUUCCAAUCUUUCUUUUUCUGCUGAUAGUCGCUACUUAAUUACAGCAUCUCAAAAUAUAAACUGUAAGAUUUGGAGCGUAGAAAAGGAUUUCGAAAUGAUUAAUAAAAUUGAUCUCAAAGUUAGAAAUGGUACAUUUAAGUCUGAUAAUAAAUACUUUGCAACUUCUUGUUCAGACGGAACAUUUUAAAUUUGGAAUAUUAGUGUAAGAUUCGAAAGAAUAAAUUCUAUCUAAGGUCAUGUAGGAAAAAUUUAUUAAGCGGUAUUUUCUCCUGAUAAUAAAUAUUUAGCUACUGCUUCUAGUGACAUGACAUGCAAAAUUUGGAAUGUUGAAAACAGCUUUGAGCUAUUAUACACCUUAAUAGGCCAUUAACAAGAAGUAUACUCAGUUUCAUUUUCAUCUGAUGGAUAACUUCUUGCUACAGCUUCUGAUGAUAAAGUUUACAAUAUUUGGAAUGUAAAAAAUAGCUUUUAACUGAUUUAAACUUUAUAGAAUACUAAAAAUGAAGAUCUUGACGCCAUUUCUUAACUACAAGAAAGAAAAGUUAUUUAUUUAAAUACGAGUGAUAAGAGUAUUAAAAUACCUUAACAGGGAGAACCAACGAGAAAACCAUAUAAUAUAUUUGGAAAGGGUUUUUUUAUCAAUACAUUUUAACAUUAAACUAAUGAUUUUUCAAAAAACUCUAAAUAUUUUGCCACUAAAUCAGCACAUGAAUUAGUUAUAUAUAAUAGAGAUAAUAACUUUGAAAUAUAUAGAGUUAUAUUUAUAUAUGGAGGAAUGUUGGAGUAGUUUGCUUUCUCAGCUAAUAGUAAAUAUUUUGCAGUUGCAACUAGCUACCUUGAUAUAAUAAUAUGGGAUCUAUCCAAUAACUUCUCAUUAGUAAAAAAAUUAUCAGAUAAUUUGCUUAGGUUCUUAAAAAUUGACUUCUCUAAUGAUGGACAGUUUUUUAUUUCAGCAUUUGAAGAUGGAUCUCUCAAACUAUGGAAUCCUUAAAAAGACUUUGAGCCUAUUACUACGAUCAAAGCACAUGACAAGCUACUUUCUUGCCUAACAUUCACUUCAGACUCAAAAUAUUUAUUCACAGUAUCUUAAGAUAAAACUUGUAAAAUUUGGGAUACCUAAAAUGGCUUUUCUCUUAUUAAUACAAUUAACAACCGUAGUAUACCUAUGUAAUUUGUAUCUUCGUCAAAUAAUGGAGUGUAUCUUGCAACUUCAGAUUUAUAAUCAUGCAAGAUUUGGAACAUUUUAAAAGGAAUCGAGUAAACAAAGGCCUUAAAAAGUAAAGAUAAAAUUGAAAACAAACAACUUGAAAGUUGUUUUAGAUUGUAAUAUGAAGUUUGAAAGUUUUUAUUAUGAAAAUUUUAAAUUAAUUUACAAUAGAAACUAUAAAUAGUUUAAAUACAAAUUAAUUAUUAUAUGAAAUAAUUAUUAAAUCAAACAUUAUUUAUAUUUUUACUAUGUAACUUUGAUUUUAUCUGAUAUGUGUUUCAUGACAAAGAUUUAU